Bufo bufo (common toad) is the source of this 10554-nucleotide messenger RNA. RefSeq names its product kinesin family member 1B (gene KIF1B). The transcript has 48 exons. Gene Ontology annotation, biological process: microtubule-based movement. NCBI's taxonomy places the organism in Eukaryota, Metazoa, Chordata, Amphibia, Anura, Bufonidae. Gene Ontology annotation, molecular function: ATP binding; microtubule motor activity; microtubule binding. The record is from RefSeq and is a predicted model, not a curated record. Bases 259 to 5712 code for a protein of 1817 amino acids.
CUUCGUUCGGCAUAGGGGCCUCAGUUAGAGCUAGACAACUUAGGAGGAAACAUCGGGCCCCGGGAGGGACAGGGAAUCCUCACGCUACAACGUAUCCCCGGCCUCAGUCCUCCAGGUGCCCCACCGUACCUCCAUGGCGGGGCGCCCUUCCAUUGGAUGACUGUUCCAGCGCACGAAUGAAGACCUGAGAUUUAUCACCCCCACCAGACGUUCUAUUCUUUUAUUUAUACAAGUAGCACGUCCCUCCCACUUGCCACCAUGUCGGGUGCGUCUGUGAAAGUGGCCGUUCGGGUUCGCCCUUUCAAUUCCAGGGAACUCGGCAAGGAAUCAAAAUGCAUCAUUCAGAUGCAAGGAAAUUCGACCAGUAUUAUCAAUCCAAAGAAUCCAAAGGAACCAGCUAAAAGUUUCAGCUUUGACUACUCAUACUGGUCCCAUACCUCGCCGGAUGAUCCAUGCUUUGCAUCCCAGAGCCGCGUGUACAAUGACAUUGGAAAGGAAAUGCUGGAACAUGCCUUCGAGGGCUACAACGUUUGUAUAUUUGCCUAUGGGCAGACAGGUGCCGGCAAGUCCUAUACGAUGAUGGGUAAACAGGAGGAGACGCAGGCGGGCAUUAUACCUCAGCUUUGUGAGGAACUAUUUGAAAAAAUUAAUUGUAAUAACACUGAGGAGGUCUCAUUCUCUGUAGAGGUUAGCUAUAUGGAAAUUUACUGUGAGCGAGUCCGAGACCUGCUAAACCCUAAGACCAAAGGCAACUUGCGGGUGAGGGAGCACCCACUACUCGGGCCUUAUGUAGAAGACUUGUCUAAGUUGGCUGUCACCUCAUACACAGAUAUUGCUGACCUGAUGGAUGCAGGAAAUAAGGCUAGGACUGUGGCCGCCACAAACAUGAAUGAGACCAGCAGUCGCUCCCAUGCAGUCUUCACGAUAGUCUUCACCCAGAGGAAGCUUGAUAUAGAAACUAAUCUCUCCACAGAAAAGGUCAGUAAAAUAAGCCUAGUAGAUCUGGCUGGGAGCGAAAGAGCCGAUUCCACAGGAGCAAAGGGGACCCGACUAAAAGAAGGUGCUAAUAUCAACAAAUCUCUGACCACUCUGGGGAAAGUCAUCUCCGCCCUUGCAGAGGUGAGCAAAAAGAAGAAAAAGUCAGACUUUAUUCCCUAUAGAGAUUCUGUACUGACCUGGCUACUGCGUGAGAAUUUAGGAGGAAACUCUCGCACUGCUAUGGUCGCAGCCCUGAGUCCAGCAGAUAUAAAUUAUGAUGAAACUCUAAGCACAUUAAGAUAUGCAGAUCGAGCUAAACAGAUCAAAUGUAACGCUAUUAUUAAUGAAGAUCCUAAUGCUAAAUUGGUGCGUGAGCUUAAAGAUGAAGUGACCCGUCUGAAAGAACUCCUACGAGCCCAGGGCUUGGGUGAUAUCAUCGACAUUGAUUCCAUUGACGACAAUUUCCUCGGAGUGAAAUCUCUUCCUUCUGUGACCUGCCUUCCUCUGUCAGACUUCAAUGAUAACCAGAACCUUAAGAAUAAGUACUUGCUAUCCAAUGAGAAUCAACGGCCUGGCCAUUUCUCCACAGCCUCCAUGAGCUCUCUGGCAUCCUCCCCAUCAUCCUGUUCUCUCAGUAGUCAGGUGGGAUUUUCUACUGUUGCGAAUAUCCAAGAAAGGAUCAUGUCCACCCCCGGAGGAGAGGAAGCCAUUGAGCGGCUCAAGGAAUCUGAAAAAAUUAUUGCAGAACUCAAUGAAACUUGGGAGGAGAAACUUAGAAAAACGGAAGCUAUCCGUAUGGAGAGAGAGGCGUUACUGGCAGAGAUGGGGGUGGCAAUUCGAGAAGAUGGUGGAACGUUGGGAGUCUUCUCCCCUAAAAAGACUCCGCAUCUCGUUAACCUUAAUGAAGAUCCUCUCAUGUCGGAGUGCCUUUUGUAUUACAUUAAAGAUGGUAUAACCAGGGUUGGUCAAGCAGAUGCAGAAAGGCGCCAGGACAUUGUUCUGAGUGGCGCCCACAUUAAGGAGGAGCACUGUAUAUUCCGCAGUGAGAGAAUGCCAACGGGAGAAGUUAUUGCAACUCUGGAGCCCUGUGAACAUUCAGAGACCUAUGUGAAUGGGAAACGAGUAGUUUUUCCGGUGCAGCUUCGUUCUGGUAAUCGUAUAAUUAUGGGCAAGAACCAUGUUUUCCGGUUUAACCACCCUGAACAGGCCCGUGCAGAGCGAGAGAAGACUCCUUCAGCUGAGACUCCCUCAGAACCUGUGGACUGGACCUUUGCCCAACGGGAGCUCCUGGAGAAGCAAGGCAUUGACAUGAAGCAGGAGAUGGAGAAAAGGCUUCAGGAAAUGGAAAUCUUGUACAAGAAAGAGAAGGAGGAAGCGGAUCUUCUUCUGGAGCAGCAGAGACUGGAUUAUGAAAGCAAACUGCUGGCCCUUCAGAAGCAGGUGGAGACCCGGUCACUAACAGCUGAGACCACCGAGGAAGAGGAUGAAGAGGAAGAGGAGGUUCCCUGGACAGAGCAUGAGUUUGAACUUGCCCAGUGGGCAUUCAAAAAAUGGAAGCAUCAUCAGUUCACUUCUCUACGGGACCUGCUAUGGGGAAAUGCUGUGUACCUCAAAGAAGCCAAUGCCAUCAGUGUGGAGCUGAAGAAGAAGGUCCAGUUCCAGUUUGUGCUGUUGACAGACACCCUGUAUUCUCCACUUCCACCGGAGCUGCUUCCUCCAGAGUCUGAGAAAAUACCCGAAGAUGAGCCCUUCCCUCGUACUGUGGUGGCUGUAGAAGUGCAGGACUUGAAAAAUGGUGCCACACACUACUGGUCACUGGAGAAACUCAGGUUGCGGCUGGAACAGAUGCGAGAGAUGUACGACCGAGCUGGAGAAAUGGCCUCUAAUGUCCAAGACGAACCUGAUGCAGUAUUAAGCGGCGGUGACCCGUUCUACGAUCGUUUCCACUGGUUUAAGCUUGUCGGCAGUUCUCCUAUAUUCCACGGCUGUGUCAACGAGCGGCUGGCAGACCGCACCCCAUCCCCCACCUUUUCAACAGCCGACUCCGACAUCACCGAGCUGGCAGAUGAGCAGCAGGACCAGAUGGAAGACUUCGAUGAUGAGCCAUUUGUGGAUGACACCGGCUCAGAUUUGGGGAAUGAGGAAGGAUCUGACCUCUUCAGCGAUGGGCAUGACCCGUUUUAUGACCGGUCCCCAUGGUUCAUUUUAGUAGGAAGAGCAUUUGUCUAUCUCAGUAACCUGCUUUUCCCAGUCCCCCUGGUCCAUCGAGUGGCUAUAGUGAGCGAAAAGGGGGACGUACGAGGGUUCCUGCGUGUUGCCGUGCAAGCAAUUGCUGGUGAUGAAGAAGCACCAGAUUAUGGAUCCGGCAUUCGACAGUCAGGAACAGCCAAGAUCUCGUUUGACAAUGAUUACUUCCACAAGAAUGAUGUCUCCUCCACCGUCCUCACUCGAUCUGGGCUGUCUCUAGAAGAACUCCGCAUCGUAGAAGGACAGGGUCAGAGCUCAGAGAUGAACACUCCUAUGGAGGAGGUCAACCGACUGGCUGAGAUGGACAUGAAAUCAGGCAGUCUUUUGGAUGGAAAGAUGAUGAUGGAAGGAUUUUCUGAAGAUGUAGGAGAACAUCUGAAGAUCGGCAGUGUCUUCACUUUCCGUGUCACUGUCCUACAAGCCAGCGGCAUUCCACAGGAGUAUGCUGAUAUCUUCUGCCAGUUCAACUUUUUACAUCGGCACGAUGAAGCCUUUUCCACAGAACCCCUUAAAAACAAUGGACGUGGGAACCCACUGGGCUUCUACCAUGUACAGAAUGUUGCUGUAGAAGUUACUGAAUCUUUCACAGAAUAUAUCAAAACUAAACCUAUUGUAUUUGAAGUGUUUGGACACUAUCAGCAGCACCCGCUACACCCCCAGGUUCAGGACCUCAGCCCAGUGCAGCCUUCCCGUCGCCAUUUUCCUCCUCCGAUGCCCCUCUCUAAACCUGUUCCAGCCACCAAACUAAAUCCUCUAAGCAAGCCGAGCCUUGGACAGAGCGUCAGCAAAUACGACCUGUUGGUUUGGUUUGAGAUCUGUGAACUGGAGCCUACAGGAGAGUACAUCCCAGCUGUUGUUGACCACUCCGGAGGUCUGUCCUGUCAAGGAAACUUCCUGCUACACCAGGGGAUCCAGCGCAGAAUCACAGUGACCAUUAUACAUGAGAAGGGAAAUGAGCUGCAUUGGAAGGAUGUGCGAGAGCUGGUGGUCGGGAGAGUGCGUAAUAAAGCAGAGGUGGAUGAUGCAGCCGCUGACACAGUUCUUUCCCUGAACAUAAUCUCCGCCAAAUACCUCAAAAACCACAGCAGCAGCAGGACGUUCUAUCGGUUCGAGGCUGUCUGGGACAGUUCCCUGCAUAAUUCCUUACUCCUGAACAGAGUAACUCCCUACGGAGAGAAGAUUUACAUGACGUUGUCAGCCUAUUUGGAGCUUGACCACUGCAUCCAGCCAGCAGUCAUUACUAAGGACGUAUGCAUGGUCUUUUAUUCACGUGAUGCCAAAAUCUCCCCUCCACGUUCCCUGCGCAGUCUAUUUGGCAGCGGUUAUUCAAAGUCUCCUGAUUGUAACAAAGUAACAGGAAUCUAUGAACUCAGUUUGUGCAAAAUGGCUGACACAGGAAGUCCAGGAAUGCAGAGAAGGAGAAGAAAGAUCCUGGAUACCUCGGUGGCUUAUGUCCGAGGGGAAGAGAACUUGGCUGGCUGGAGGCCUCGCGGGGACAGCUUGAUACUUGAGCAUCAGUGGGAACUUGAGAAAAUGGAACAGUUACAUGAGGUGGAGAAGACCCGGCAUCUCCUCCUGCUCAGGGAGAAGCUUGGUGACAGCAUUCCAAAAUCCCUAAGUGACUCCAUAUCCCCCAGUCUGAGCAGUGGAACGCUCAGCACCUCCACCAGCAUCUCCUCCCAAAUAUCUACCACUACCUUUGAAAGUGCCAUCACCCCAAGUGAGAGCAGUGGAUAUGACUCCACCGACGUCGAGAGCCUGGUGGAUCGUGAGAAGGAGCUAGCAACUAAGUGCUUGCGACUCCUCACUCAUACUUUUAACCAAGAGCUGACCCAAGUAUGCAACAGCAUUAGUGAUUGUAAGCUGUCCGAUAUUUCCCCUAUCGGUCGUGACCCCUCUGUCUCCAGCUUUAGCAGCGCUACCCUGACUCCAUCUUCUACCUGUCCAUCAUUAGCAGACUCCAGAUGCAGCUCUGUGGAUCAGAAGACCCCUGAAGCCAAUUCCCGUGCUUCCAGUCCAUGCUCAGAGUUUGAACAGUUCCAGAUAAUUCCCCCAGUAGAAAGCUCAUACUUGGCCCGUGCUGGAAAAAACGAGUUUCUGAACCUAGUACCCGAUAUUGAAGAGCUGAGACCUGGGUCGGUGGUCUCUAAAAAGGGUUAUUUGAACUUCAAAGAGCCUCAAUCUCACUCAUGGACAAAGCAGUAUGUGGUAGUUCGGCGCCCAUAUGUCUUCAUCUACAACAGUGACAAGGAUCCAGUGGAGCGUUGUCUCAUCAACCUGUCUACAGCUCAAGUAGAGUACAGCGAGGACCAACAAGCCAUGGUCAAGAGCCCCAACAUAUUUGCCGUGUGUACCAAGCACCGCGGGAUCCUGCUGCAGGCCAUUAAUGAUAAAGAUAUGAAUGACUGGCUGUAUGCCUUUAACCCCUUGCUCGCUGGUACUAUACGAUCGAAGCUUGCAAGACGUCGUUCCCUCUCCAAGUACUGAGCAGCUCCACGUUCCAUUCUGAGAGGUUCCUCCCUCUCCUCCUUUUGUGAUUCUUGACGUUUCUCUUGUCUGUAAAACUGUGGCUUUUCCCCCGGCUCCUAUUCCGUAUGUGCUGAAAGCGAACCCAACUUGUCGCAUGUGGCAAACUAAAGAAGAAAGGACAGAGAGAAACGGACUCCUGAUCGCACUCUUUUCUUCUGGAUGCGUGUCCCACCCCCUCCCCCAAUUUCUUCUUUCCUAGCAGUCUCUAGUGUCUGUAGCGUAACUCGUCUGUCAGAAAAUGCAUUUUUUUUUCUAUAUUCCUCAAUUGAUUGGUCGCUAUGGAAACCUCCAGCGUUCCCCAAGAUUUUACUUGUCUCCCUGUACCCCUCGUUGUGCUGCUAACCACUCCUGGGGAGGGCAGGAGGUUCCAUGUCUACUGCUUUCUCUGUCUCUUCUCCUCCAGCUGCGGCACCGCCAAUGCCAGUGGCUGCACUGUGACCAUUCCAGUGGUUGGGGCUAUUCGUAGUGGGUUGGGAGUGUUUCAGAUUAUCCCUCCCCCCCCCCCUCCCCAAAGAAAAUGGACUUGCCCAUGGGAAAGUUCUUAAAUUUUUGAAAAACUUUAUUGAUGUUGCUAGGCUUCUUGGGUGUGGGGGAGAGUGGUGCCAUAUAGUAUAGGUGGCACAGUCACAGUCAUCCACACGCCCUGCAAAGACCAGCAACAGGAAUUGGUGUUCCUCACUGUAGGACAUAUUGAAUUUAGUGCAUAACUGGAUUUGAGGAUAAUUUUUAUGAUUUUUGGAAAUUGUAUGAUUGGAAAAUGCUGCUUAUGUUUUAUUAGCUGUAACUAGGAGGGCACAUGGGAACAUAAAAGAGCAGGAAACUAAACCCUUUCUGUAGUGGGGGAGACAUAUUACAGUCUAUACUAUACCAUCUAUUGUCUCAGGCCAUAAAGCAUAAAUUCUCUGAACUCUACAGGUGCGCCAGGCAAAACAUACCCAUCAAGCCAGGAUUUGGGUGGGAAGGAGUUACAAUGUACAAUGUUUUUUUUGUUUUUUUACGAAUUCUCUGAAGGUUUUUUAGGAGACCCUUUCAAGCACCCUUCACCUUAACCGGUUAGCUGAAAGGUCUGAUGAUGAGUUACAGUAUGUUACAUUGACCCUUUCCCCUUUGGGUUCCUGCAGACAAUUGCAGACCUGCUCUACAACAAAUGGGUUAUAGCCUUGAUAUAAACUUAUAUUUCUACAUAUUAUAUAUAAAUAUAUAAAUAUAUUGGUUUAAAGGAAUCAAAAUGUAUUACGGUCUUUGCUUUGGGUGAUAUCAGAGUGUCCAUUAACAAAUUUGAUCAUGUUCGACAUGGUGGCUCCCUACUUUUUGCCAGUAAAGCCCCAAUUUUGAGACCAACGUUACUGCAGGGUUUACAUGCCAGACAGUUCUUCAGAUUCUUAUUGAUUUUCAAAUAGCCACAAUUUCUACUAAUAUAAGUUCACUCACAAUUCUGUCUUUCCUCCAAAGUAUGUAGGAAAUAUGUAUUACACAUUUGAUAACUGUAUUACAAGCAUAUAUCUGAUUGAAGCCCCCGUCACAUACAGAGUCAGCCAGCUCUGUGACGCUCUGCAAACGCCAUGCCAUGGGCCAACUAACCCAAUGAGCAUGCUGCAAGUAAGAUGGGCCCCAAGCAGAAAUAUCCUUGCCUGCAAAAAUAAAUUGUCAAUGUGAACGUGUCUCAUACAUACAAUGGAGGCACCCUACCAGUUGACUUAGAACUAUUAUAUGCAAACAUGCAUGGAUGAAAGGCACUAGAGCUAUAUAGAACAAACUAGUCAAAUAACCUUUUUUAUGGGUUGUCAGCUGCUGGAUCCCAUCAAAUGGGCGCAAGUAUUUUCUGGUCGGGGUGGUUUUUCAUAAAAAAAUAAUUUUAUAUAUAUAUAUAUAUAUAUAUAUAUACAUACACACACACACAGUUUUUCUCAGAAUUUAAAGCGGUUGUCCUGGUUUCCGAUUUUGAUUCCCUAUCUUCAGGAUAGGUCAUCAAUAUCAGAUCGGAGAGGGAGCUGGGAGUCGGACCCACAACUGUGUUAUAAGGGGUUGCCUAUAAGCCUUUGUGCUACCAUGACCGCGUGCAGGUAAACAUUGAAGAGGAAGCAGCGCUGGCACAAGCCCUGCGGACCCCUUCAAACAGCUGAUCAGCAGGGGUGCCGGGAGUCAAACCCCCACCGAUCUGAUAUUGAUGACCUAUUGUGAGGAUAGGUCAUCAAUAUUGUAAAACCAGACAAUCCCUUUCAGCCCAAGUAAUACCGCCCUAUAUUGCUCUAAUUAUGCUCCCUAUAGGGCCCACAUAGUACUGCCUGAAAGCCACUACAUAAUACUGCAAUUCAGAUUACAAAUAAUACCUCCAUACAGUACUAAAUACUACUAGGUUGUUAAGUUUGGUGCUGGGCUUCUUGUCUUAUAAGCUUUGGGGCCCUGGGUGACAACUCCUUUUGUCACCCUCUCUAGCCCUGCCGUUUUUGUGGGCGAGCUUGAUAUAAAGUAGUAGAUCUGUUAUGUUUGUUACCUUGACCCUGCUCUCUUCACUUCAUUGAUGGAUGUUCCCUUUUAACAUGCACCUUGAUCCCAUCACUACAGCUUUAAAUCGACACGCAUGCACUUUAGUUUCAAUGUCAUUUUUCUUUUUAUCCGCUGUCUGGUUUCACCUCAAAGCAAAGUCCGUCUUUUGCUCGUUUACUGAUUUUAAAGGGACGUUUACUUGUUUCUCUGUGUUUUGUGUAUUGUAUUUAUUAUGCCUGCGUUUACUUGCACAUGAUGGAGGGGAGAGAACAGCAUUGAUUGGUGGUUGUCGCACCUUAGCGGGGGAGCGGACUAUGCAUAUCACAGCUACAUUUAAAACCUCACCGCUGUCUGCGGCUGGCGCGGUCUCACAUCUGAAAUGAAGGAUUUCUACUUUUUAAGGUGCCCUACAUCCACUGCCUAUAGGAAGGUUUGAAUGAAUGUAUAUGGAACUGGAUUUAAGAACUCUCAAAUUUAACGUGUCUAAUUCAAACCAGCGGUCUGACGCAUUGUAUACAAACCAGUGAGUUUUGGGACACUACAACUCCCAACAUGCUAGGAGUUCUAGUGUCAUGACACCUGUAGACGGGCAGAAGUGACAGACUACUGGUUUGGAGCCGCUACUUCAAGUUGUGUAAACUGGAAUGUAUUCGUACAUUUGUGCUUCCUCAUCCAGAAAUCAGACAUUAUGGUAAUUAUUUCAUUAAUGCACAAGUUUUACUUUCUAAUAGAACCACUACAAUCGCCAGCAUCAGAUGUCUUUAAUGUCUUGAUGAGAUUUGCAUGCCGUGUUAAAAAUUCUUCAGUUACUCACCUUUCACUUGCUCCUUAGAUUACAGGCCACCGCUUUGGCAGCUGAUAGGAUUUUUAAGUCCCAAGUCUCAAUUACAUAAAUCAUCUCCACUGAACUGUCUUCUUAAAGGGCCAGUAGCAUAGGACUUCAUAUUGUGCACCAAAAUAUGUUUUAGCAAUGCUGAACAGACAGCGAUAGAAAAACAUAAGACCAAGCUCCUAAAUUCCUGAUCAGUAAGGCAAAGGUGUCCAUACACAUAGCUGUAAUUGUCGGCAAAAUGGCUGAAAAUUUGUUUUGUCCUGGUAAAUUGGAGAAUGAGGCAAACCUGUUAAUUUUGUUGCUAAUUAAAUGAUACAAUUUCUGAAUUUACUCCGGUAUAGUAUCAGCAACAGCAAGAAUAAUUUUCUUUUUGAUCAUUGUGGAAAUCUUGCAGUGCAUGCCCCUUUAAGAUCCAGCAUCACCAUAAUGAAACAUAUCAGACUAUUAAAGAGGCGGCAGCCUACGUUAAUAUAAACCUCCAUCUGAUGAUUCAGGGAGAUGCACAGUGAUUUCUGUGUCCCCAUGCCUCCUGCUCUGCCUUCAGUUUAGUGUCAUUUUUGGGAGUAAUCUGAGAAAGACUGGUUACUAGGGGUCUCAGCAGCCUAACAUAAGACUGGGCGUUAGGCAGUGGGGUCCUAGCACCAGCAAUGGUCAGACAUGACUCCGCUGUCCCUGUCCUGACAGUCACAUCAUCCACAUCUUCUUUACUAGUAAUUAGCUUUUGUUAAUACAUUUAAAGCUUUGCUAAUUGUAGGAUUAGCCUGUAUAUCAAUAUUACAGGAUAUAUAGACCAAUAGGGGGCAGUAUAGAUGAGGCAUUAUACACAUACCAAUGGCUUAUGAUUUUCCAAGCACUGGAUGGAACAAAAGCCCGCUGUGCCUGUAGUGCAGUGGGUAUUGCAGGGGCCAGGCCAAUGUGUCUGUGGCCCCAGAUUAUCCUAUUGUAAUUUUCAAUUAGAGUCCUUCGGACUAAAGAACAUUCCUUGAGUUUACCAGGCAGCACCCAUAUGAGUUCAAAAUGCAGCCUAGUAGCAGACUCUGCCACCAGAUGUGACCACACUGGACCUCGUGGACACUAGAGUGGUCAUGUUUUGUAUACCAAUAGUUUUGGUACCACGUAUCGUUCAUUCCAUAACAGCCCUCUGUGUUUAGUAGCAGGAAGAAGACCACUGGAAAGGAGGGGGACAUUAGAUUUACCCAUUUUCCGGGCUGAAAAAAAAUGCCUAUAGCCAUAAAUUUAGUAGAACUUGGGAUGCCCCACUAUAGUGGUUGUCCAGGAUUUGGAACACGUCUGCUUUCUUCCAGAAACGGCACCUUACCUAUCCAUGAGCUGCAUCUGGUAUUGUAUUUCAGUUCCAUUAAAGUGAGAGGGACCGAGCUGCAAUACCACAUAAAACCAGAGGACAGGCGUGGCACUGCUUUUGGAAGAAAGAAGCACAUUUUUUUUUUUAAUCCUGGACAAGCCCUUUAUCUAUGUUUUUA